Hymenoscyphus albidus is the source of this 2727-nucleotide messenger RNA. Lineage: Eukaryota; Fungi; Ascomycota; Leotiomycetes; Helotiales; Helotiaceae. The record is from the annotation of a GenBank genome assembly.
AUGGGACCGCUCGGAGUUGCAGCCAGUGAACCACCCCAGCUUCAGGACAACAUGGCGACAAAAUCUCCCACCAAUAUUCCUUUGUCGAGCUUCGAAGAUACCAGCAUACUCGUAGAUGAAUCUGACACCGACGAAAUGGCCGUAAAUAGCCCAGAGGAAGUUGAUGAGUCUCUCAUCGAGCUCUCGAUCAGUCCUGUAGCCACUAGGAUGAGGUCUUCACAGACUCCAGCGAUCGAGAAAGCUGUUGCAAUGGAAGAGGGCAGAGGUUAUUUCGAUAGCGGCCCAGAUUCACCACCCAUAGAGGAACAAGAACAAGGCUUGGAGGAAUAUAUAUCGGAAUCCCCUCAUGGGUCGGAGAAAUUGCGUCUAGCUGAGGAAAACGAAAGCCCAGCGUCUCGUACACAACCACCGAAGCUACCCAGCCUGCCUUCACCAACACUCGAAAAUUCAGCACUGCCAACUCCGUGGCAAGCCGGACCUAAGCCAUUCAAUUUGCCUCGACAUGAAAUACAACCCUCCUUGGCUGGCGUUUUUAGUUCGUCGAGAACAAGGUCACGAUCAGGUGGAGCGGAAGCACUCAAGAAAUUUCUACCUAAGGGAUUGCCAUCAAUGUCACAAGUAGGAAAUUACUUUGGCUCUACUACUAUCCUCCCGGGGCAAAAAUCACCAAACUCGUCAAAUGGUUCGCGAUCCAACCGCUCCUCGACCAUGUUCACAACAAGUAGUCUCCAUAGGAACGAAUCCUCCCCUCAACGACGGACAUUUCAGUCGAUUAUCACAUCAAAACCACAGGCACCCGCAGAGCAACCUCUGCGGCCCAAAAAUGUUAGACGCUCAACCUCUGACAACUCACUUCUGUAUCACUCGCUGUCACGAGCUUCCUCACUCGGCGACGAUACCCGAUUUGAAAAACAGACUGAACAAGUCAACUCUCGGGCCAAAGCGAUUAGAGAUUCGUUACAAGACAGGUCCAGCUUUAGAAUGCCCCAAAUUCCCAGCAUCGCAUCUUUAAAAUCUAUGCCGACAAUGCCAAGUAUGCCCAACAUGCCUCGCGUACCCAGUUUUAGUUUUAAUAUGAGUUUUUUGACUGCGAAUAGCGUCCCUGCGAAAUGGAGGAACGAAGCUGAUAAAGGACCAGAUCUUAUAGCAGGCAACCUAAACAAUACGAGGCCUUCGGCCCUUCCUAUUUCAUCUAGAGCCACGGAUUCAUCACAAUCUGCUCAAAGUGGUAAUGCACUUCCAAACAGCCAAUCUCUAAACUCUUUUGAUAGUGCCUUGGAAUCCUUAACUGGAGAUAUUGUCAUAAUGGGAGGCUAUCGAGGCUCUGUUCUAAGGUCUACCAAGAACAACCGGCAAGUGUGGGUGCCUGUCAAGGUUGGACUCAACAUAAGAAAGGUAGAUUUGGAAGUUGGGCUUGAGCCAGAAGACGAAGAGAGGAUGGAAGAAACAAUAUAUCCCUCGGGUAUGCUUCAGAACAUUGGGCCCGUUGACAUAUCAAGGCGACUAUUCAAACGCCUCAGCGAAUGCGAAAAUGCUCGAAACGGAAAAUUAAGGGUCUGGGAUUAUGGUUAUGACUGGAGACUUUCCCCGCAUCUCCUAAGUCGAAAAUUAACGAAGUUUUUAGAGGGGCUGCCUUCCAACCAACCUACAAACGGCGGAGCUGCACAAAAUGUGCGUGGAGCUCUGGUGAUUGCGCAUAGUCUAGGAGGCCUCAUCACACGACACGUUGUCAACCAUAGACCCGAACUUUUUUCCGGUGUUAUAUAUGCCGGGGUGCCACAAGCUUGUGUAAAUAUUUUGGGACCUCUUAGGAAUGGAGAUGCGGUCUUGUUGAGUUCCAGAGUCUUGACUGCGCAAGUAAAUUUCACAUUACGCACCAGCUUCCUCUUACUUCCCGAGGACGGCGGAUGUUUCAUUGAUUUGAAAACCAGAGAGCGAUAUCCUGUUGAUUUCUUUAGCUUGGAUGAUUGGAUCAAAUAUCGGUUGUCCCCAUGCACUGAUCCGCCAUUACCACCCAAGAAUCCCCCACCUUCCGGCGGCUUCGGAAGCUUAAUCAACAUGUCAUCGAGUCUUCUAAGCCUCCCCAACUCGGCGAAGAAGCUUAAUUCGGGACCUUCCAGCCCAACAGUUGGGAGCUUCGAGUCAGAAACCCGAUCAUCACCCACCAAAACAAGCAAAGCCGCGGAUUUCCUGCGAAAUGCCGAGAAUGGAACUGAUCGGACCCUAGCCCCUCAAAUGGGCAGCAACACCAACCCCGUCACCAAAGGCCAAUCUAUCAACCAAUCCAUCUCCACAACCGUCACCAUCCCCCGUGACAAAGCAAUCACCUACCUCAAACGCACUCUUGCAGAAACCAAACAGUUCAAGCAAGAACUUCAUUUCAAACCUGAGCUCUCGGAAUCCAAUCGCUAUCCACCUCUUGCUCUGAUCUAUGGGAAAUCUAUCCCUACGGUUUAUGGAGCGAAGGUUGAUGGCAGGGAUGGGAUCCCGUGCUCGGAUGUUUAUGAUAAUUUGGCGUUUGCAAGUGGGGAUGGGGUGUGUCUUGCUAAGGAGGCGAUGUUGCCGGAGGGGUAUAUGGUUGUUAGGGGUGGCAGAGUCAGUAGUGAUAGGGGACAUCUGACGCUUUUGGGAGAUCUAAAUGCGGCUGGGAGGGCGUUGCUGGCGGUUGUCAAGGGGAGGAAGAAAGGGAUUGGGAUGGGUGAUGUCAUGGAGAAUGUUGAGAGCUAA